AUGAAGAACUUAAUAUGGGUGAGGUUAGCGACAAUUUUUCUUGUUUUAUUUGGCAGAGUAUCUAAUAUUGCAAUUGUAGCAAAUGCCAAUGCAGUAUAUCCUGCAGUGUUUGCAUUUGGUGACUCAAUCUUUGAUACCGGAAAUAAUAACAAUCUUGCAACUGCUUCUAAGUGUAAUUUUCCUCCCUAUGGAAGGGAUUUCUAUGGAGGAGCUGCCACCGGUAGAUUCGGUAACGGCAAAGUUCUAUCAGAUGUGAUAACGGCGGCUAUGGGAGUGAAAGACACGUUACCAGCCUACCUAAACCCACAAUUAACGGCUAAAGACCUUCCUACCGGAGUAUGCUUUGCAUCAGGCGGUUCAGGAUUAGACGAUUUGACAGCAAACGCGCAGGGAGGAGUUUUAACCAUGGGAGCUCAACUGAAUCUGUUCAAACAAUACAUAGAAAAACUGAGAGCAGCAGUUGGAACACAUAAAUCAUCAAAGAUCAUAUCGAAGGCGUUGUUUAUAAUAUCAGCAGGAAACAACGAUGUUGCAUUCGCUUAUUCUUUUACUAUUAGAAGAACUUUGGUUUUCAAUGUAUAUGCGGAUAUGUUAGUUGAAUCAAGUCAAAAUUUCCUAAAGAGUCUAUAUCAACUGGGAGCACGACAUGUGUGGGUUCUAAGUACAAUACCAUUGGGCUGUUUACCUGCAGCUAGGUCUACAUUCGGGGGAUCAUUAAGGGCAUGUGUAGAUUUUGAGAAUGUAUUGGCACAAACAUUCAAUGGCAUGUUAUCGUCUUCGGUUUCCAGCCUCAAGGCCUCUCUUCCAGAUUAUGAUGUUAAGUUUGUUGAUGUUUAUACUCCAAUGCUUGAUAUCAUAACGAAUCCUUCUGCAUCAGGGUUCCAAAAUGUGAUGAAUGGAUGUUGUGGAAGUGGAACAUUUGAAAUGGGAACAUUUUGCAACAGGUUCACUUUCCAAUGUCCAAAUACUGCAGCCUACUUUUUCUGGGAUGUUGCUCAUCCUUCAGAGAGAGCUUAUCAACUCACUGUUGCUAAACUAUUACAUGCUCAAAACUAUGAUCUCACUAGUCACCAUGUUGCCAAAGCUCUUCAUCCUUUGAAUGUAUCAAAUAUUAAUUUUAAUAACUAA
Messenger RNA from Lathyrus oleraceus (garden pea), 1128 nucleotides. RefSeq names its product GDSL esterase/lipase At1g23500. NCBI's taxonomy places the organism in Eukaryota, Viridiplantae, Streptophyta, Magnoliopsida, Fabales, Fabaceae. The record is from RefSeq and is a predicted model, not a curated record. Gene Ontology annotation, cellular component: extracellular region. Gene Ontology annotation, biological process: lipid metabolic process. The transcript has 4 exons. Gene Ontology annotation, molecular function: lipase activity. The coding region runs from base 1 to 1128 and encodes 375 amino acids.